Oppiella nova is the source of this 795-nucleotide messenger RNA. The record is from the annotation of a GenBank genome assembly. NCBI's taxonomy places the organism in Eukaryota, Metazoa, Arthropoda, Arachnida, Sarcoptiformes, Oppiidae.
GCCAUCCGUGUGGUGGACUGCGCUCAAGACAUGAACACCAAGUUAUGCCGGCAUAUGGACAUCAAUGUCUACCCGACGCUCAAACUCUACUGGUUUAGUCCCAAACCCGAUGAUAAGGGCAAUGAACUCCAGGCCGAUGAGAGGACAUCGGAAGGCCUACAGAAAGGUGUCAUCAAAUGGAUUACAGACAAUUGGGUGAAAGGAGUGCCCCGUCAAUGGCCAGACUUGAUGCCCGUGUCUGCCCUUUCCAAAGACCUAUUCAUCAAAUUACUUCCCAUUGAAAAAGGCAUUCCUGUGGUUGUGGUGGUCGAGGAGGAGAAGUCGUUUGUGGGCCAAGAGAUAAUUCUCGACAUUAGUGCAUACCAGUCAUCUGUCACUGUAUUACGAAUGCUGGACACCAGUGAAGCACUUCUGAAUGAAAUACUUCCCAAAAAUAUAAAGAGCUAUAAAUUACCGAUUUUGCUGACCAUUGAUAACACGGACUAUGAGCCCGACGACUAUCCUGUGAAGGAAAUCCGCGAACAAUACGUCAAACGAAUCAAAUCACAGUUUGUCUCCCAUUCCCUCCUGAGUAGCGAACAAAACGGACAAUACGUGCAACAGAUAGCGCCCAACAAACAGCCCGAAGACUCAUCGGUGGCUAAAGUGAUGAAUAGCAUCGAGGGUCCGAAGACUGGCCACCGGAUCCAUAUGUCUGACCUGAAUAACGCUCUGAGAUAUUCACUGUUCAAAGAAGUGGCGCUCAAAAGGAAACUCAAUUCAACUCAAAUCAAUGCUCUCAAGAAUUACUUAUCA